UAGUUUUCAUGCUGUAUAUAUAAAUAGAAAAACAGUUACCUGGCCGAGAGAUCUCUCUGAUGGGGCCCGUAGAUUUCCGUACACCCCUUCCUGGUAAUGUUGGCGUUGCACCACAAAACUUCUACAGCCGAGUUCAUGAAACCCAAGCAACGACUAAAACUGAACCUUUUAAAGUUGAUGUUCUUACCAGAGAACUACCUGAGGAUCGUUACCGUAAUGUUUUAUUACAGUUCUUUAACCUACGAGCUGAUGAGCAAGAGUUUCCGGGUUCUUCCAAACCCGAGAGCAGUCCUGCCUCUGGAGAAGUGUUAGAGUUUAUAGCCCAGGACUGCCCAGUGCUUAUGAAGAAAGAUUUUCAAGACCUGUUUCCCGGCCGUGAUCUUCAGCACGAUAACCUUACCGUGUUAACUAUGUGCCAACGAACCAAGAAUGACAUGAGCAUUUGGAACGAAGAUGUGGAGUCUGAGCGAGAGGAACUAACAGAAUAUUUUGUCAGUGCUGCACAGGAUAUCUGUGAGGUUCUAAGAAAGGCAGGAUAUUGGGCAGAUUUCAUUGAUCCAUCGUCUGGAAAACCUUAUCUUGGACCGCACACCAAUGCGACAUUUUUUGAGACGGAUGAAAGAUAUCGUCACUUUGGAUUUACAAUCGAAGACUUGGGUUGCUGUAAGGUGAUCUUUCAUCACCUGUGGAAUACACAUGCUUUUGUAUGUUGUCUCUUUACAAAUGCUCCGCUUGAAAGUCCUGAGGUGGGAAAUGUAUUACAGAAACAACAAAGAUUGAAUAAAAACAACUAGAUGAGGAAAAACUCUCACAGAGAAUGAUGGUUUAUGCAGCUGUGUCAACCAAUAGUGUUAGGCCUUAGAAUUUAUCUUCAAGAGUUACCAAGUGUAUUUCAAGAAGUUUAGAAAAUAUAAAUUAUUCAUCACACGUCUUUGGAAAUACUUAUCAACAGAAAUAAUUAUUUUGCAUGAACUUUUUUUUAAAACUUUUGAGAAAGUGGAAUUGAAAGAAUGUGUUGUGUUCUGAAUUAUCUAAUUUUUUGAAUCCAGACUAAUUGGUUUUGUAGAGGUAAUGGAAACAAUGAUGUUCCUGUAAGAUAAAUUAUCUUUAGUUUGUGUUGUUAAAGCUUGCUACUUUUUUGCUUAUUGAAUAAAAGUUUUCAAAGUAUAA
Limulus polyphemus (Atlantic horseshoe crab) is the source of this 1170-nucleotide messenger RNA. RefSeq names its product methylmalonic aciduria and homocystinuria type D homolog, mitochondrial-like. Lineage: Eukaryota; Metazoa; Arthropoda; Merostomata; Xiphosura; Limulidae. Gene Ontology annotation, biological process: cobalamin metabolic process. Gene Ontology annotation, cellular component: mitochondrion. The record is from RefSeq and is a predicted model, not a curated record. The transcript has 6 exons. The coding region runs from base 60 to 794 and encodes 244 amino acids.